UAAGGUAAAGAUGAAUCAUUUUACUUGUUACGGAUCUAAAUACGAUAUAUAAUAUAUUGCUUUAUUAUUCAAUAUCGAAAUACUUUUGACUUCGUGCAAAUAUAUUGCUAAGUUUGAAAUAUUGGCAAUCCUGAUGAUGAAUGAAUCAUCAUAUAGUUGAUAGCAGUUAACUAACAGAUGUGUAAAUCCGUUACAAUAACAAAUAAACAUGAGCCUGCACUGGACUUUAAUUGCUGGAUUUCUUUAUUUUGAAAUUGUAGUAGUUUUAUUAUUAGUAUUACCAAUUAUUUCACCUAAAAGAUGGCAAAAGCUUUUUAAAUCUAAAUUUCUAAAAAGUUUAAGUAGUCAAGCAUCAGUUUACUUCUUAUUUUUACUUGGAAUAUUGGUUUUGUUUCUAUUGGACGCUAUUAGAGAAAUGCGAAAAUAUUCUACAGUUACCGAACAUAAAGAAUAUCAUUUGAAUGCUGAAAUGCAAGGCAAUAUGAGAUUAUUCAGAGCGGAACGAAACUUUUACAUAGCUGGUUUCGCGCUGUUUUUAAGUCUUGUUAUACAUCGACUUGUGAUUUUAAUCUCUACUCAAGCCACUCUGUUGGCACAAAAUGAAGCAGCUAUGCGUCAGGCUGAAUCUGCUACUACAACAGCGAAACAUUUAUUGUCGCAAAAAACAAUCGGAGAGAUUGCACAAAAUGACUCAAACGAAGCUCACGACGAAGAAAUAACAGAAUGGAAGAAUCAAGUUAAGGAGCUGCAAACGAAAAAUCAAGAAUUGGAACAUCAGCUUACAAAAGAAAAGAAAGAUAAAGAAGCUAUAAAAUCACAAGCUGAAUCUCUUACCAAGGAGUAUGACCGCUUAAACGACGAACAUAGCAAAUGCCUUUGUUCAAGCGGUAAUAAGAAAAGUGAUUAAACGAUAGUUUUGUUACA
Molecule: messenger RNA, 924 nt
Organism: Bombus impatiens (common eastern bumble bee)
Lineage: Eukaryota; Metazoa; Arthropoda; Insecta; Hymenoptera; Apidae
Product: B-cell receptor-associated protein 31
Exons: 3
Coding region: 209-907 (232 amino acids)
Biological process (GO): endoplasmic reticulum to Golgi vesicle-mediated transport; intracellular protein transport
Cellular component (GO): endoplasmic reticulum; endoplasmic reticulum membrane
Source: RefSeq, a predicted model, not a curated record